This is a messenger RNA of Exophiala xenobiotica, 942 nucleotides long. RefSeq lists its product as uncharacterized. Bases 55 to 636 code for a protein of 193 amino acids. The record is from RefSeq and is a predicted model, not a curated record. Gene Ontology annotation, cellular component: NuA4 histone acetyltransferase complex. The transcript is spliced from 2 exons. Lineage: Eukaryota; Fungi; Ascomycota; Eurotiomycetes; Chaetothyriales; Herpotrichiellaceae.
CCAUCUCUAUUAAGCCUCACCCCUCGCGAUCUUGAAAAGAUAGCGCGCCGUGCCAUGGCUGAAAAUGUACCGCCAGCCGGCACGGCAGCGAAGCCUCCGGCCAGCGGCGACAGACCUGGCUUACCAUACUACGAGAAGUUAAGACGAGAUCUACGUGACACCCUGCAGAAGAAGCGUCUACUGGAUCGCAAUAUGGCUGCUGUGGAAGACCAAAUCUACCGGCAAGAAACGGCAUACCUGGAAGAAACGUCCAUUGCAGGCAACAUCGUCAAGGGAUUUGACAACUACAUCAAGGCGUCUGCCGUGUCGGCGGCUGCAACUUCAGCAGGAGGAACAAUCUCUGGCAGUGCGGCUGGUGGCGGACUGGGAGCAGGACGGAGAAAAGCUGUUGUGAAUGAUUCAGACCGCGUCUUUUCUCGAAGUUCAGUAUCCUAUAUGCGCGACUCGGAUUCGCCUAGCAGUGCUACGAGUACACCGAACCACGCAGGGACGCCGACUGGCAGUUUCACGAAUGAGAAAGGUGGUGAUAAAAAGAAGAAGAAGAGCACAGCGACGAAUGAUGAUGACACCGAUGGAAGGCCAACGAAGCGGCAAAAGAUCAGUUUCGGCGGAUCAAGAAAGGGUCAGGAUGAUUGAGCGCAGGGCCCGUCGUUUAGGAUUGCGCCGAUGGGUGUUGAAUCGAUCCAUAGCCAUCUGAAGGCUUGCGUGAUCCAAAAAGCGCCCAACAGACAGACAGUCGGCCACAAAGGCAGAUGCUGACCUGCGCAUGGCGAGGAUGCAUCUUAGUAGAUAGGACGACAGCGACUGCGCCCAGCUGCAAAACCGCCGCUUCGGCAUACGGAAGAGUGGUCCGUAAGUAGAGCCGGUCAAACCCGUUUCAGAUUGGGGCUUCAUUGCCUCGGCUAGACCUUGCGUCGUCAAUAUCAGAGACCUCUUCACAAG